CCUGGCAUUUUAGGGCUAGGGCAAAACCACUUAGAUGAAGCAGGAGGUUUUAUGCUGCGCGUCACUCCAAUGCUCUUCCUGACACAUCUUUCAUUCUUGCGGCGGAUCGGCUUCUCCCCUUGCCGCGGCGGCGACAACGAGGGCAGGGAUUCCGGCGAUCGAGCUAGAUCAUCCAGGAAAUCGAGGAACGGUAUGGACAAUCAUCCAAACAAGGCUGAUGGAGAUGGGGCUGGAUCGAAAGAGGAGCAGCCGCCGCCGGCCAAGAAAGAGGAGGAGGAGGAGGAGGAUGAGGAGGAUCUUGGGCCGCCUCCAGAGAAGCCGCUUCCAGGCGAUUGCUGCGGGAGUGGCUGCGAGAGGUGCGUAUGGGACAUUUACUUCGACGAGCUCGAGGACUACAAGCUGCGCAAGGCAAUGAAGAGCUCCAAAGACUGAUUAAUUAUUAUAAAAUAAAAAGAGGCGGAUAUUCUUCGAA
Messenger RNA from Selaginella moellendorffii, 472 nucleotides. RefSeq lists its product as uncharacterized. Lineage: Eukaryota; Viridiplantae; Streptophyta; Lycopodiopsida; Selaginellales; Selaginellaceae. The coding region runs from base 52 to 432 and encodes 126 amino acids. The record is from RefSeq and is a predicted model, not a curated record. The transcript has a single exon.